UAAAAAAUAAAUAAUGCUGGGAUGAACACACAAAAUAAUCAAGGCAUUCACAAAAUGUCCUGUCAUUCCUUCCAAGUGGGCGUCUUCCUUCAAGUUUCUGUCUCUUCACACAAUUCACAAUCACAUAAAAAACCCAACAAAAUCAAUAAUAUCUGCUGAAUCUUGAUCACAAUUGAGGAUAGAAGAUACACUACUACUUCUUUCCUUCAUUAAAUACUAAGAAAAAGCGUCUUAAUCUGGAAUACAAUCAUAAUACAAGUAUAAAAAACCCAUCUUUUGCAUAAUUUUUAAGUCAUAACACCUAUAAAUGGCUCCAAUUCCACUUAAAGCAGGUAGUAGACCACCAUGGGUAGGUUUAGCAGCUGCUGUUUGGGUUGAAUUUUCUGCUGGAAACUCCUACAAUUUUCCACUUUUCACCCCUUCACUGAAAUCUGUUCUGGGUUUUACUCAACAACAGAUUACAAUCCUUGGUGUCGCAAAUGACAUUGGUGAAAGUGUGGGUAUUUUGCCAGGCAUUGCUUGCAACAAGCUCCCUCCUUGGGUGGUUUUGGCUUUUGGUGCUUUGGGUUGUUUUUUGGGUUAUGGGGUUAUUUGGCUUGCUGUCUCUCAGACUGUUCAUAACUUGCCUUACUGGCUGUUGUGGCUUGCGCUCGGCAUUGGGGCUAAUAGCAGUGCUUUCUUUGGGACAGCCGUUCUUGUUACUAACAUGAGGAACUUCCCUUUGAGUAGGGGGACAGUUGCUGGCCUUUUGAAGGGCUAUGUUGGUCUUAGUGCGGCAAUAUAUACAGAGAUAUAUGGUAUGGUGCUUGAAAAAUCAGAUACAUCACUCCUCCUUUUCCUUACUUUAGGCAUCCCUAUCAUAUGUUUUUCCAUGAUGUACUUCAUCAGACCUUGUAACCCCGCAUUGGGAGAAGACCCUUCUGAAAACAAACAUUUCCUGUUUACACAAGGGGCUAGUAUUUUUCUCGGGAUGUAUCUCCUUACAACCACAAUCAUUGCUGAUAAGCUUUCUGUUCAGAGAGCUGUUUGCUAUGCUUUUGUUGUUGGAAUGGUUAUAUUUAUGAUGGCUCCUCUUGCAAUCCCAAUCAAGAUGACCAUAUUUCGGUCCCCGAAGAAACUUACUGGACCUGUCGACUCUUCAGAUCAGUUGGUAUCCUGUACAAAUGAGUCGAUUCAAGCGGAACCCUUGUUGGCUAAAUCUUCUUCAGAAUCUUACCUUGGGAGUUUUCGAGAAGGUGAAGAUGGUUCUGAUUUUGACACGCUUUUAGCUGUUGGUGAGGGUGCUGUCAAGCAGAAAAGGAGACCUCGUAGAGGAGAGGAUUUCACUUUCCGUGAAGUAUUAAUCAAGGCGGAUUUUUGGCUUUUGUGGGUGGUGUACUUUUUAGGGGUCGGUACCGGAGUAACUGUUCUCAACAAUUUGGCACAAAUAGGUUAUUCACAGGCAGAGCCCGACACAACCGUAUUGCUGUCCCUAUUUUCUAUCUGCAAUUUCCUUGGACGCUUGGGUGGAGGUGCUGUUUCAGAAUAUUUUGUCAGAUUAAACACAACUCCUCGGACGAUUUGGAUGACAGUUACUCAACUGAUAAUGGCGAUAGCCUUCAUUUUUUACGCAUACGCUCUUAAUGGCACCCUCUAUGUGGCGACUGCAGCGAUUGGAAUUUGCUAUGGAGUUCAGACUGCAAUAAUGAUUCCAACUGCCUCUGAACUUUUCGGGCUUAAACAUUUUGGUGUUAUUUACAACUUUAUACAGUUUGGCAAUCCUAUCGGUGCUCUUCUCUUCUCGGGAAUCUUGGCUGGUUAUGUAUAUGAUACUGAAGCCGACAGACAGGGGGUAUCAAACUGCAUGGGUGCAUCUUGCUUCAAGCUUACGUUUUUUAUUCUUGCUGGACUUUGUGGCUUGGGAUCCUUAUUAGCCGUUGUACUCACAACAAGGAUCAAACCCGUAUACCAAAUGCUCUAUGCUGGCGGUUCUUUCCGUUUACCUCAAAGAUCUAGUCAUUAACAAGAGGAUGGUUGCACCGUUGCACGCAUUGUGGAUCAUGUUAAACCUGACUUACCAAGUGAUCAUAUAUUUUGAGGUAAAUCAUGCCAUUUUGUUCCUACUAGAACUCCGAUAGCCAGAAUCAAGGAUUCCUUUUUUCCUCCUUCGGUUUCUGGCUGAUUCUACUAUGUGUUUGUAUCCAAAUUCUCCUGUUUGUGGUGUUAGAAAUUGGACCUAGAGUAGUGUCGUUGUAAUCCGUUAAUAUCUUUUCGCAAUAAGACAAUAUAUUUGUGAUCAUUGUCGAAAGAAUGUCGUGUAUGAUCUUAUCGUACUCGGUAGCUCAUGAGAAGUGUACUCGGUGUUCGGUUUAUCCAUAAUCCAGAAUUUUAGGUUAUAUAUC
Messenger RNA from Amaranthus tricolor (Joseph's coat), 2381 nucleotides. Its product is annotated as protein NUCLEAR FUSION DEFECTIVE 4-like. Lineage: Eukaryota; Viridiplantae; Streptophyta; Magnoliopsida; Caryophyllales; Amaranthaceae. Bases 308 to 2002 code for a protein of 564 amino acids. The record is from RefSeq and is a predicted model, not a curated record. Gene Ontology annotation, cellular component: membrane. The transcript is spliced from 3 exons.